AAUGUAAGCCUGUGCUCCCUGCCAUCAGGAAACAGAAGGCGAAUUUUCCUCUCUUGCAGCUAAUCGGUAUCGCAUCCGUCUCGGACGCUUAAUUUUCAUGCACAUCGGCUUCGGUGCAAUAAAGAUCAGCUAAACUGGACUCGGAACAGGUCAGAACAGGACAGCAUACUGAAGUUUCAUUUUUCCUCGGGAGGCUAAACGCAAUGGACGCGGUUCAGGGCCUGGUAAAAUCUGAUGAUUUUUGCAAUUCUUUUUUUCUUCAUAUAUCUGCAUCACUAGAGCCAGCCUUUGGGGAGGUGAACCAGCUAGGCGGUGUUUUUGUCAACGGAAGACCCCUACCCAAUGCCAUCCGGCUGAGGAUAGUAGAGCUGGCCCAACUGGGCAUCAGGCCUUGCGACAUCAGCAGGCAGCUCCGCGUCUCUCACGGCUGUGUGAGCAAGAUUCUGGCUCGGUACAACGAAACCGGCUCAAUACUUCCCGGCGCAAUUGGCGGCAGUAAACCAAGGGUCACGACCCCAACCGUAGUCAAGCAUAUUAGGACUUACAAGCAACGGGACCCUGGCAUUUUCGCUUGGGAGAUUCGAGACAGACUGCUUGCGGACGGUGUGUGCGAUAAAUUCAAUCUGCCAUCCGUCAGCUCGAUCAGUAGGAUUCUCCGCAACAAGAUCGGAAAUCUGUCUCAACAGAACCAGUACGAGUCGAGCAAACAGGCCCCCCAUCCUCAGCCUCAACCCACCCUACCUUACAACCACCUGUACUCGUAUCCAACUCCGAUCGGAGCCAGUGGGACUAAAGUACCAACUCCACCUGGCAUGCCCACUCUUCCUGGACACAUGGCAAUGCAUAGGAUAUGGCCUUCCUCUCAUUCUGUAACAGAUAUUCUGGGCAUUCGAUCAAUAACGGAACAGCAAAUUAGUGACAGUCCGUCCUUUCCCAGCGCCAAACUAGAAGAAUGGAGAGCUAUUAACAGGAGUAAUUUCUCACCAGCGAAUUCUCCACUAGUCAAUGGUGUGGAUAAGCCUCACUUAGAACCUGAAGCAAAAUACACACAGACGCCGAAUGGAUUGCCCACAGUGAACAGUUAUGUCACAGCUCCCAGCAUCCAUCCUUACCACCCUCCCACCCAAGUGUCACCCUACAUGGGGUACAGCGGCACCACGUCGGCCUAUGUGACCGGCCCCACAUGGCAGCCGCCCAGUGGCAGUGCUCUCUCUCCCCACAGCUGUGACAUCACCACACCACUGGCCUUCAAGAGCACGGCUGCCACGAGAGACUCCGUCCAUUCGGUCGCCGCCUCGGCUCUGUGACUGUACUAGGAGCGUUGGGGGGGUCAAAGAGAGAAACAGAAAGAUGGGGUUAACAUCAUGGACAUUUUCAUCCCGGCUCUCUCUAGAUGGACCAAUCUUAUCGCUUUACAAUAUUUAUGAAAGACUUGUCGGCCGAGCCGUGUGCCCUUCUGAAUGCCCACAUUCUCUUGCUCCAUAUCAGCAUCUCGCACUUGUCUGCACAGGACAAAAAUAACAAGAGUGAGGAUAUGCAAAGGCCUUCCUGUCUGAUCUGAGCAGAGGAUUUACCAGUGAAGAACAGUGCGCUUGGGCAGUCCUCAUUAAACUGUGUCAUCAGUAGCCCGAGUUCAAUUUUGGUGCUUCUCUCUGUGAAUAUAUUGUUCUUGUAUGUUUUCAAGAAAAUUAUUGAAUAAGCAAAGCUCAUGUAAAACAACUGAUCAGUUUGCAUUUAAAUGUUUUUUUUUUCAGGGUGUUAAAAAUGGCCAAUGUUUAGAUGUUCUGCUUUUUUUUUAAAUGUUUUUGAUAAAAAUCACAUUUUUGUCUUUUUGGAUACCAGUUUCACUAUGCCAGAGCUCUUGGGAAAAGUUAUCACACUUAUUUAUUAGAUUGCAAGGUACGUUGAAUGAAGUGCAAUUGACACGGCUGAGAGGAGAAGAGGCAUUAUGUGGGACAUUGACGCACAUUCAGACAACAGGAGCAUUCAUUCAUGCAACAUUAAUGAUCAGUGAAGCUGCACACCUCCAGACAUUGCACAAUGAAAUUGAAUGUAUCUUAUUAAAAGAGACAUGUGUAAAAA
Messenger RNA from Ctenopharyngodon idella (grass carp), 2082 nucleotides. RefSeq names its product paired box 9 (gene pax9). The record is from RefSeq and is a predicted model, not a curated record. NCBI's taxonomy places the organism in Eukaryota, Metazoa, Chordata, Actinopteri, Cypriniformes, Xenocyprididae. Gene Ontology annotation, biological process: regulation of transcription by RNA polymerase II; anatomical structure development. The coding region runs from base 204 to 1307 and encodes 367 amino acids. Gene Ontology annotation, molecular function: DNA-binding transcription factor activity, RNA polymerase II-specific; RNA polymerase II cis-regulatory region sequence-specific DNA binding. The transcript is spliced from 4 exons.